UCUUCUUCCUCCUCUUUCCAGUGGUUUCUCAGAGAGAAAAGUUUUAACAAAGAAUCUUUUUUUUUAAUGCCUUUUAGUCUUUUUCAAAUUACUCACAUUUACAAUAUAUACUAUCAGCAGCCCUCCAUAGUUCUUGCCCAGAUUCUCUCUCUCUUUCUCUCUCUCUCUCUCUCUCUGCGAAGAACACUUGCCCACUAUAGUACAGAUUUCCCACACACAAUAUGCAUAUGUGUAUGUGUGCAUAAUAGACACUAGAAGGAGCCACACCGAGAAGAGACAACUGGGUUUGCACUAUCUUUGCAGUUUGUUUUUUCUAACAUUGCUUUGCAUUCCUCUCUUCCCCCCUUUAUAUUAUCUUCAAGUAGAGCUGUAACUCGAAACCGAAAGGAGAAUGCAUAUCUUUGAAUUAUCUUCAGCCGAUUACCAAGAACCAGACGGCGAUCAGUCCAAGGAAGAUUUUCAAUUUUGCAAGUCUCUCCAAGAGCUGAAGGAUUUGCGGUCUCAACUACAUUAUGCGGCUGACUACUGCAAGGCUACCUUUUGCAAGGCUGGAGACAAGAAAAUGGUGGUGGAGAACACAAAGAAUAUGUAUGCAGGGCAGUGGUUACUCUUGUGAUCAUCUGGAAUGU
Molecule: messenger RNA, 629 nt
Organism: Carica papaya (papaya)
Lineage: Eukaryota; Viridiplantae; Streptophyta; Magnoliopsida; Brassicales; Caricaceae
Source: RefSeq, a predicted model, not a curated record